AUGCAUGUCAGGUCCGAGCCGGCGAGUUGUCUCGAUAGGGCAAAACGGUUUAAUCAUGCAGCCGCAGGUCGCCGCCGGCCGGCGGCUGAUCUCCCCGAGGACGUCCACGCGGAGAUCCUCGUCCGCCUGCCGGCCGAGUCCGUCCUCCGCUUCCGCUCCGUCUGCAAGGCGUGGCACCGCAUCACCAGCGACCCGCGCUUCCUCACCGCCCACGCGCGCCGCCGGCCGGCCCAAGUCGUCCUGUACAGGUAUCUUGAGUCCACCGGGUGCAAGAACCGCCCGCUUGGCUACGCCGUGGACAUCGCGCUGGACGUGCUCCCCGUCUCCGGCGAGGAGGAGGCGGGGCGGCGGCGGCGUCUUAUCGGCUACCCCAGGUUCGUGACCACCACGGACCCCCCCGAGCGGUGGCGCGUCGACAUGCCGGUGCACUGCCUCCUGCUCGACACGUGCGACGGCGUCUCCUCUGCAACCCCAUCACAAGGCAGUGGGCCGAGCUCCCGCGGCUCCCCGAGCAGACCUACGGCGCCGCCGCCGGCGUCAGAGUUAGAGAGUACGGCUUCUACUUCCACCGGCCGUCCCGCGAGUUCCGGCUCUUGUGCGGUGCGUUCGCCGGCGGCCAGACGGCGUGGUGCGUCCUCUCCACCGGCGCCGCCGAGCCCCGGCAACACGGCGCGGACGACCAGCUGGUGGUCAACCAAGGCCACCUGCGCGGCGCCACGGCGAUGGCACCCCUGGCCCUCCACGACCGCCUGCACUGGCCGCCCCGCGGGUCCGCGACGCGUUCGGGCAGGAGGCGACGGAGAUGGUGGCUUUCGACACGCUGUCGGAGAAGUUCCACGUGAUGGCGGGGCCGCCGGCAGCCACCACCGGGGCGCUGCCGCUGAUGAAGCUGUAGUUCGCCAUGGACGGGCUCCUCGCGGCAGCCGACUUCGGGGAGGAGGGGCACGUCGACCUCUGGUUCCUCGCCGACUAUGGCGCCGAGAGGUGGGAGCGCCGCCACCGAGUUGCGGCGAGAAGCAAAGUGAAGUGCAGGGAUGACGACAACAACAGACGUUCAGAUACAACACUGGAAGAUCCUUUCAGCAGCGUUCCGACUUCGCCAAGCCUAAAGCACCUAUUGCUAAGCCACUAUCGACGCCGUCUGCCGCUACUACUACACCGACUUCCGAGGUGAGUAAUGUAUCUUCUAUGCAGCCCUAACAAUAGAAGAAAGUUGUUUCUACCGGUGCUUCAUUGAGCCGCUCCACCAACAACGUGUGCCACCGCUACAUGGGAUAUGUUAUUAAGGAUUAUCCGAGCCGUCGUGCAUUCAUUGCAACGAAUGAUGAAGAAUAUGUAAGUGCUAGUGAUGUUCAAAAUGAUUUGGUUCCUGCUGCUAUUGAUCCUAUGACUGCUGCUGCGGGUUACAAAUCUUUUCUUGUGCAACAUAUGUCGAGUACACAGCUUGAGCACGACCCGAAGAAUGUACAAUAUCAUAAUUUGUUCAACAUGUUUCUCAUUAUCAAGGAUCGUCGUGUUCGUAUAAUAUAGUGGGAGCUGCAACAACUUGGUUAGUUCGGAUUUGGUCAAGAAGCUUGGCUUAACCACACGUUCUCAUCCCAAACCUUAUCACCUCGAAUGCUUUAACAAUAGUGGUAAGGCAAAGGUAACUCCAUCAGCAACAACACACUUUUUCAUUGAUUUAUAUCAUGAUUAUGCUGAUUUAUACAAGCAUGCUCGCUUUUAUUAGGUCGUACAUGGGAAUAUGAUAACGAUGAUUUACACCAUGGUAGAACUAAUACAUAUAUUUUGAUGCAUAAGGAUAAGAAAAUUAUUUUACUUCCUUUAACACCCGCUGAAAUUGUGAAAUAUGACAAAAAGUUUGCUGAAAUUUCUAAGAAUGAUCAUACUUUAGACGCACAUGUUGCUACAUCCCAAGAGAUUAAAUUAGGAGGUGCUUUACUUGCUCAGAUAUCUCUUAUGCUGAAAAUUAUGUUGAUGCAACAUCAUAUCAUACCAUGCUUUGCAAACAUAUUUCGUUUUCACAUGAUCCUACUCGUAUGUCUAGCAAAUUGCGUGCUGCCGUUACCAACCUUGCCAGGAGUUUGAUGGUGGGAUGGAGUCGAGGACGACUCCAAUUCAAGAAAGGGAGGAUGACGAGGACACCACCAUGCUGAAUAAACCCAAAAUUUGAUCUUUGAGGAGUUACAAGUCGUCACCAACUUGGUCUUCACAUCCGGUUCGGACUCAGCCGACCACCCUAAACAGAAACGCUGAUAUCUCCUCCAUACGACGUCGAAACGAGCCUUUCUUGGCGAGGUCAAUCGAGUUGUGUUUGGUUGAUAACCAACGGAGGUAUAACGGUUGCAACGAUUCGAAUAUUGAUUUCGUAUCCGGUCAAAAUCUGGAGCAAAGGCCCGGCUAUCCAGCUAACCGGAGGCAGUUAUGUGAUAUUCAGAAAAAAGUACUUUUUCCAGGGAAUGACCUUCAGCUUCCAUACGUAAGAGAAAUGAAGACUAAAAGCUCAGAUCACCAACGUCGAGACUCCACUAAUUGAAUUUACCGAUACCUAUCAAAAGAUCGGACAGUGCUACAUCAAUAUCCAUUUAUAUCCUAUCCGCGGUCGGCUUAGCGGAGGCGAGGAGCGGAGUGUCCGAUUGAAGAUGGAUACGGAGGUGAAUUGGAGCUCAACACAGCUGUAGCGUACACCCAUCACCAGAUGUAAGCUAAACUCCUUGACCGAAAGUGAGUAAAGAGCAGAAGAAACUGGUGAACGUCAGCCGUUGGAUGGGGAACGAACGGCGGGUGGAGAAACUCGGCUGCACGCCGUGGCUGCAACUUUGCGUCCGCGUCCGUAUAGUAGCUCCUGCAUGUCAUAAACGUGCUAAAUAUAUGGAAAGCAACUAUUUUGUCUCAUA
This is a messenger RNA of Panicum hallii, 2897 nucleotides long. Its product is annotated as translation initiation factor IF-2-like. Gene Ontology annotation, molecular function: protein binding. NCBI's taxonomy places the organism in Eukaryota, Viridiplantae, Streptophyta, Magnoliopsida, Poales, Poaceae. The record is from RefSeq and is a predicted model, not a curated record. Bases 1 to 1038 code for a protein of 345 amino acids. The transcript has 4 exons.